Molecule: messenger RNA, 1001 nt
Organism: Pseudopodoces humilis (Tibetan ground-tit)
Lineage: Eukaryota; Metazoa; Chordata; Aves; Passeriformes; Paridae
Source: RefSeq, a predicted model, not a curated record
AUGAGGCUGCUGCUGCUGGCGUGUCUGCGGGCACGCACCGGCAACGCCACCACGGCCGCCAGGAUCCGGGAUCAUCUCCAUGCUGCAGGUCAUACCUGUGUUCUAAAAGAUGCUUUCAUGUAUGGGAGUCCAGCUGAAAUAGCAAAUCUGACCUCCACAGAUGAGUUUGAUGCAGCCCUGGCCAUUCACCUCUAUAAAGCAGGCAGACUGCUGCAAGGGAGCAGAAUUCCUUUUGGAAUCAUCUUUGGUGGGACAGAUGUAAAUGAAGAUAUCAAAUGCAGAGAGAAGUGCCAGGUGAUGGGAGCAGUGCUGCAGGAAGCCAGGUUUGCAGUGGCUUUCUCGGUGGAAAUGAAGGAGCUGGCAGCAGCAGAGUGGCCAGAUGCUAGGAAGAAAAUAUAUGUCCAGAGUCAAGACUGGCACAGAAAGGAUCCCAGUGUCCAUCUGGGCAUUAUUGGACCUGCAGUUGAUCCCCUUUUUAGCAGUGAAGUUAAGGAGAAGGUUAAAAGGCUCCCUGGGGUGCAUGUGCUGCAGGAGCUGCCCCAGCAGGAGCUGCACGCCGCUGUCAGGAGAAGCUUUGCCGUGGUGAACAGCUCCAUCUCAGAGGGGAUGUCUGCUGCCAUCCUGGAGGCAAUGGAUUUAGAUAUUCCAGUGCUGGCACGGAACAUUCCUGGGAAUGCAGCAAUAAUAAAACACAAGGAAACAGGACUGCUAUUUUCAACUCCCCAGGAGUUUGUUAUGCUGUCCAAGAGUUUAAUGAACGACCCCAUUAUGGAAAAGGAAAUUAUAACACGGGCCAAAGCCUACGUGAAGAAACAUCAUUCCUGGGAAGGUGAAAGGAAAACCUACCAGACUCUGGUGCUGAGGCUCCAGUGACUUUGCAAGAGUCCAGCUGGCAGCCACUCGAGCUCUGUAAUGAUGGAAAUGUCACUAGGUUUGGCUUUCUCUUGGCUCCUGUUUAGAGGGCUGGGCAGAGGGGCAGUGUUACUGUGCUGGCACAUACC